Molecule: messenger RNA, 1058 nt
Organism: Vicia villosa (hairy vetch)
Lineage: Eukaryota; Viridiplantae; Streptophyta; Magnoliopsida; Fabales; Fabaceae
Exons: 2
Coding region: 498-971 (157 amino acids)
Biological process (GO): ubiquinone biosynthetic process
Cellular component (GO): mitochondrial inner membrane
Molecular function (GO): lipid binding
Source: RefSeq, a predicted model, not a curated record
AGGUAGUUAUUACUCAGUUGUCUAUAAUAAAUUUAAAAAGUUUGAUUUAUGAGUUGGUUUUGUAAAUUAAUGAAUGUACUUAAUUUGUAGUUUAAUGUUACUCUUAACUGUUUGGCAGUUCCUGAAUGAUACCAUGGUGAGUGGUCAAAUGUUCACAUAAUAUGAUACAAAGAUGAAGUAAAGACAUCUUUAGAGAUUUCAGUUAAUCAUAUUCACAAGAGAUUUAUAAGUAUACAUACAAGAGAAACAUGAUUCCAUAAUAUCAGAAUCAAAUUGGCAUCCAAGCCAAGGGAACUAUGAGAGGCUAAUGAAGAUGAACGAAUAACGGCAUAAUCAUAAUCAUCAUUCCCCCUUAACUUGAUGCAUAGAUAUUAGAUGCAUCCAACUUAUUACAUAUGAAAGCUAUCCUAGGACCCAAUAAAGAUUCGGUAAACAUGUCAGCAACUUUUUCAACACUUAUAUGGUUUCUCUAAUUGCCAUUUUUAAUCUUGUAACAAAUGUUGAUGCAAGUGCUACACCAAGAUAUUGCAGCUGCUAUUUCGAUUGUUGAGGUUUUUACUGAUUUUGUUGUUGUUAAACUUGCAUUGAUAACCUCUUCCCGCUGUUCCACGACGGAGAAUCAACCUUUUUCUAAUCCACACUCUAUCCAUGACGCAAUACCCGUUUCCACCAUCGAAAACCCUAGCUUCUAUGAUUCCACUUCUUCAACAUCAUCAUCAUCAUCAUCAUCAUCAUCAUCAUCAGAUGAAGAUUCACGGCGCGAGAGUUCGAAAUCGAGAGCCAAGUACGAGGACGAACAUGCUCGUUUGCUUCACGCCUCACUCACUCAUGUGAUGAAGCUGGGAUGGACAGAAGCUGCGUUAAUUGCUGGAGCGAAGGAUGUUGGUCUUUCUCCUUCUAUUGUUGGAUCUUUGUCAAGGAAGGAAGCUGCAUUGGUUGAGGUUCAUUUCCAUCUCUAUCUUAGUUUUUAGUAAUGGAAUUUAAUAGUAAUUGGUAAAGGAAUUAUGAGAAAAAGAAAAGAUUGUUAAAGUUGAGAGAAAAGCAAUUAAAGGAAAAGU